This is a messenger RNA of Panthera uncia (snow leopard), 3315 nucleotides long. RefSeq names its product ER lipid raft associated 1 (gene ERLIN1). Gene Ontology annotation, biological process: SREBP signaling pathway. The transcript is spliced from 12 exons. Gene Ontology annotation, molecular function: cholesterol binding; ubiquitin protein ligase binding. Bases 222 to 1268 code for a protein of 348 amino acids. Gene Ontology annotation, cellular component: endoplasmic reticulum membrane; endoplasmic reticulum. The record is from RefSeq and is a predicted model, not a curated record. Lineage: Eukaryota; Metazoa; Chordata; Mammalia; Carnivora; Felidae.
CCCCGUCUCCUAGUGGCGCGGGGAGAGUUACGUCGGCGUGCGUGGCUGCGCAGCCGCAGUGCCGGGCGAGUGGGCGGGGCCGGCUGUUGGCGGCGGUUGGCGCGGCCCGGGAGGCGGCUGCACGUGCAGGCGGGGGCGAUGCGUCACUGAUCGGUGAGGCGCGGCCUUAGGGUCGGCCUUCCCCUGGUGUCUGCGGCUGGCCCCUUCUCAGAGGAACAAGGAUGAAUAUGACUCAAGCCCGGGUUCUGGUGGCCGCAGUGGUGGGUCUGGUGGUUGUCCUUCUCUACGCCUCCAUCCACAAGAUCGAGGAAGGACACUUGGCUGUGUACUACAGGGGAGGAGCUUUACUAACUAGCCCCAGUGGACCAGGCUAUCAUAUCAUGUUGCCUUUCAUUACUACGUUCAGAUCUGUGCAGACAACACUACAAACUGAUGAAGUUAAAAAUGUGCCUUGCGGAACAAGUGGUGGGGUCAUGAUCUAUAUUGACCGAAUAGAAGUGGUUAAUAUGUUGGCCCCUUGUGCAGUGUUUGAUAUCGUGAGGAACUACACUGCAGAUUAUGACAAGACCUUAAUCUUCAAUAAAAUCCACCAUGAACUGAACCAGUUUUGCAGUGCCCAUACACUUCAAGAAGUUUACAUUGAAUUGUUUGAUCAAAUAGAUGAAAAUCUGAAGCAAGCUCUGCAGAAAGAUUUGAACAUCAUGGCUCCAGGCCUCACCAUACAGGCUGUGCGUGUUACAAAACCCAAAAUCCCAGAAGCCAUAAGAAGAAAUUUUGAGUUAAUGGAGGCUGAAAAGACAAAACUUCUUAUAGCUGCACAGAAACAAAAGGUUGUGGAGAAAGAAGCUGAGACAGAGAGGAAAAAGGCUGUUAUAGAAGCAGAGAAGAUUGCACAAGUGGCAAAAAUUCGGUUUCAGCAGAAGGUGAUGGAGAAAGAAACUGAAAAGCGCAUUUCUGAAAUUGAAGAUGCCGCAUUCCUGGCCCGAGAGAAGGCGAAGGCAGAUGCUGAGUAUUACGCUGCACACAAAUAUGCCACCUCAAACAAGCACAAAUUGACCCCGGAAUAUCUGGAGCUCAAAAGGUACCAGGCCAUUGCUUCUAACAGUAAGAUCUACUUUGGCAGCAACAUCCCUAGCAUGUUCAUGGACUCCUCUUGUGCUUCAAAAUAUUCAGAUGUUAGGACUGGAAGAAAAAGCUCUCUCUUCUCUAAGGAGGCUCUUGAACCCUCUGGAGAGAGCCCCAUCCAAAACAAGGAGAGCACAGGUUGAUGCAAGAGGUGGAAAUGUACUCCCAUAUCAAGAUGUGGCCCAAGGGGUUAAGUGGGAACAAUGGUUAUAUGACUCUUCAGAUUCACAGAGAACCUGUGCUCUGUCUGUUCUGCCUCUCCUGUGAUAGCCCUGGCUUAUCAACUGAUUGCAGGGUAGAACCAACUGUCUGGCACCCAAAUGUCUUCAGCCACAGUUUAUCAAGUAUCCUGUGUGUGUUCCCUUCUGAACUGGUACUCGUAAAUCCGGGAAAGUCUGAUGCUAAGAUACUGCCUGCACUGGAAUGUUAAGACAUGAAUUAUAUAACAAGCUGUGUUUUUCUAAGCUGAGAUCUAUUGAAUAAUGUUUACAUUGGUCCCCGGGGAAAUGUGUGCUUGGCCAUUCGAGACAUAAGAGGCCAGAGAAGAUGUCAGGAUGCGGUAAGUGUAAAGACGACCAAUCACGCCUGGGGCCCAGGCUUUCUUUGGGGUCCAGUCCCAGCAUUCAUCCGUGUGAUUAGCAUCUAGUCCACUGAAGUUCUCCAGGAAAUGAUCUUCCACUUGAGCAAUGAUUUACUUGAUAUUAUUUGCACCUUUUUUUCCCUAUAGUUGAGUUGGUGGCCUGCUGAGAUAUGUACCUUGCCACCCAGCCAGGGAUUCCUAAUCACUAGUUAUUACUGCAUUAGUAGGCUCAGAGAGCUUGGUUUGAAGUUCUGGGUAAGAUGAAACCUUUGCUUUGAACCACAGCUCUGGGGCCCCGCUUCCUCUCCAUUGGAUGAUGACUGUCUGCAUCACUGCCCCAGGCCAUUUGUAACUAAGGUGCCUGGCUUUUAGCCACUCCUUCCUUAUGUGUCACUUCUCAGCUCUGUCUGGCCAAGAGCGGGACAGGGCUUUAACCGGAAAUAGGAGCAGCAUACAGUUCCCAGCUGUUCACUGCACAGUAUUGUAUCAUAACUGCAGGAAGUUUUUAUUUGUAAAACUGGAUUUGGGGUACAUUUAUUUGCCCCAGUACCUCUACCUGAAGGCCGAAUCCUAGGGCUGCCAUGGUUACUAGCACACUGAUUCUCCUCAAUAUUGUUCUUCUGGAGCCUACAUAGUAUGGGACAGAGUAACUUAGAAAGCAUCUUUGGUCAUCUUUGUCUCCUUUUUUCCUGGCUCUGAGAUUCUGAAAUCAAAGUUGUUCUCUGGCUCUCACCCUCCCUAGGAAGUCAGGAUUCCACUGACUUCCUGGGCAGCCAGGGGAUUUAAUCUCCCUUGAGAGGAUGACAGAGUGAGUUAACGAGUUUUCCUGUGGCUGUGGGAGACCUAUUUCAUCUGGGCCUUUUCCCCUUCAGAUUAGCUUUCCUGAAACAGUGUGCCCCAUAGUUAGGCCUGAGUUUGUAGCUUGUUAAGACACCUUUCAUGAAUACUGUGUUCAAGCCAGACAGAAAAGUCAUGGGACCACUUCCAGAAACCUUUUUGCUGUCAGUCCUGUCAGUCUCAUGACAGCUUGUGGGUUGUGCCAAACACUUUCUGUGGGGAAGGAAUCCCAGAUUUGAGUGGGGCUUUUCCCUGGGCCUUAUACUAGAGAGGCAUUUGUAAUAUGGAGAGAAUCCUUUUUUCAUUUUCGCUUAUUAUAUACGCUCUCUUUAUGUUCUCUAGCUCUCCUUCAAAGAACAUUUGAAAUAGAAGAAUAAACUCUUCACCUGUCAUGUAUUGUUGCUGCAGAUAGGUAAUGAUUAUUGUGGGAAAUUUGGGUCAUUGACCUUUGUGCUUUCAUUCCUAGAGAUGUUUCCUAUUCCCAUAAGCUAAAAGCCGUUGCCCCGAAGUGUUGGAUGUGGGUUUUCUUACAACCCCCCCGGUGGCAGAGUUGAGGAACAGGGAACUAGCUUUGUGAAGUUGUAAAGAAACUACUUCCACUUAGAUUCUCCCUGGAGUGUGCUUCCCAGCGCUCGCUCAGGCUCUAAGUCUAUCCCUCCUGCAGGGAUGUUCCUUUUGGCAAAUACACACUGUAAUCUUGAAGUCUAAAUUUAUAUGUGAAAUGCUACCUUUUUUAAAAAAGAAACUAAAUAAAAUUAUUUUACUAUCAGUGA